Protopolystoma xenopodis is the source of this 171-nucleotide messenger RNA. The record is from the annotation of a GenBank genome assembly. Lineage: Eukaryota; Metazoa; Platyhelminthes; Monogenea; Polystomatidea; Polystomatidae.
AUGAUUAAUUCUGGUGUUUCUUUGAUCAUCGAUUGUUCUCCUGGGAAACACGAGUAUAAGUUUUUCAUCGACGGCGCUUGGUAUCAUGAUCCUACUAAGGUAAGUAUUUCUAACUACGACAUUUUUAAACCUCAAUUCAGAUUCUAUAAGAUUUUAUUUUUUAACAGUUAG